Messenger RNA from Panicum virgatum (switchgrass), 3720 nucleotides. RefSeq lists its product as uncharacterized. Bases 528 to 3263 code for a protein of 911 amino acids. The transcript is spliced from 6 exons. The record is from RefSeq and is a predicted model, not a curated record. NCBI's taxonomy places the organism in Eukaryota, Viridiplantae, Streptophyta, Magnoliopsida, Poales, Poaceae.
GGCCUGCUGUAGUGGUGCCGUGGCCUGCCUGAUGCCCUGCCCUGCUCCCCUGGUGCGCUCCGCUCGUUCCUUCUUCCACAAAGCAAAGGGUAGGGAAGGGGAGGAGAAGGGGAGAAAAGGAGAAAGAAAAGAGUAGCAAAGCAAAAGCAAAUGCGAUACUGACCAGGACCUGGAUUAGGCUAGCUAACCGCGGAGGAGGAAAAGCCUCCGAUUCCUUCCGUCCUCGCGGAACGGAUGGACAGCUCAGGGCUGCGGGCUCCGGCGCCUAUUCACAUGGCCGGGGAGAUGCUGUGAGGACUGAGGAGUUUUGGAUGGGUGUUCGUCCUUGUGGCCUGACACACAGCCGGCCGAGAGAGAGCAAGGGGAUACAGAAAGGCCCGCCUUUGAAGCUUCGCUCCAUGAUCUCUGAAUCCCCGUCAGUAUUCAUCCGGUCCAGCUGCUGGUGAUAUCCCCUCAUGAACUGAGCAAUCAAUACAAGAAACAAAAGGGUCAUUUCUGCUACAGAGCGAACAGAUAGAUCAUUAGAAAUGGGAAAACGAGGUCACCGGCGGUCUCCAUCACAAGACGAGGGCAAUGUGGGCUGUGUGUGGGGCCUUAUGCGCAUGCUUUAUUUCCGUCGUGACCCCAAGUUCUUGUUGGAUUCCAAGCAAUUGGGCGGGAGGUAUGCAUUCCGGGAGAUCAAUGAGAUGGAGCACUCGACAAAGAGGUCCAGGGAUUUUGAUGGGAUAGAAGAUGGUAACAUAGAACAAUGCACUUUCCAGAAACCAACAGUCAAAAACCUUAUGGAGGAUGAAUUGGGGAAAGUAGAACUACUGAAGAAAAUUCCAAAUGAUGAAGUUCAGAGAAGACUGCCGGACCUGGAAAAUGGUCUCUCUUUUGAUGAGAAACCAGAGCAUAUAAAUAGAUUAACAGAUAACUCAUAUCACCAGACAGGUGUCUCUACAGCUUUUACUCCAUCAGUGGAUUCUGAUGUUUUGAAUCAUGCUGAAGAAUAUGAUCUUGAAUCUAUCCUGGCAGAUUUCCUAGGUGAAAUUUAUAGUUGCCACAAUGAGUGCCCACACGGUGAUUGCAAAAAUAAGAAUGAACUGUGUCCUUCAUUGAAGUCCCUAAUCCAUAAAAAGGUCAAUGACUUGAAUAAUCUUCCUGGCAAUAUUGGUCGUGGGCAACCUCAAGAGAGCAAUGAUGGAAAACUAUCUGAACAGAAUAAUCUUUUUAACACCAUGGCAGCUCAAUCCAAACAGUUCAAGGAUGCAUUGGAGAUACUGGGUUCAAACAAGGAACUUUUUCUGAAGCUGCUUCAGAAGCCAGAUCCACAAAUAGUAGACAAUAUCCAAAAGCACCAAAACAGUAAUGUGGCUUCUGGAUUAGAGCCCAGUAACAUUCCUGGACAGACCAAUUUUGGAGAGAGAGAGCAUCUGUUGGCUUCAAAAGAGCAGGCCAAAGAGAGAAAAUAUAUGUUCUUCUGGAGGAAGGGUAAAUCAAAUAGAAGCCAGAUGCCUGAGGCAACUAUCGGACCUCAGACAGUUAGCAAAAUAGUUAUUCUAAAGCCAAAUCCAGAAAGAGGGAUUCAUCAAAAAGCCAUUACUAGCGCAAGACCUUUACAUCAACAACCCUCUACAUCUCAUGUUCCUGAAUGCAGCGGAAGGGAUACCUCAAAGUUUUCAAUUAGGGAAGUCAAGAAAAGAUUCAGAAUUGUGACUGGUGAGAGUAGAAGAGAGAGAAAGUUGGCACCUGCAGAGGACCUUGGAAGAGAUCCACGUAGGCAUAAAGACUCUGUUAUUGCAAUGAAGAAGGAUUUUAGACAUGUCUCAGGAGGGAGCUUGACCGACACAUCUGCAUCAAGUUUUAAGAACGGCAUCAUACCUUUCAACAGCAGUAAGCAAAAGCACCAAAAUGGCAGCAAAAGUGAAAUCAAUGGCCAUACUGUACCACAAGGUGAAUCAAUCUUCUAUGAGCAGGCCAAGAAGCAUUUAUCAGAGAUGCUAAAAGAUAAUGACCGAUCUGUAAACUAUCCAGCAGUUCAAGUCUCAAAAUCCUUGGAAGGAAUACUUUCUCUCCCUCUUUGCAAUAUGUCAACCCGCCCAAGGGAAAAGGGCUGCCUUGACCUCUCACCUGAAGAGACAGAUGUUUGCCUUGCAUGCAAGGUUGAAAGAGAAGAAUGUACACAAGAGAGCUGCCAAUCACAAGACUUGGGAAGCAUUGCAUGCUGUAAUAGUGCGCCAGUUGAUGAUCAGGUGACAGUUCAGGAAGGAUACAGCAUGAAUGAAGCAAACGAAGGAAUUCAAGAUGUUUCUGAUGAGCUGGACAACAUGUACAUUGAAGGACUUGAAAAUUUGAACCACGGUGAAAAUAUUUGCAACAUGCAGUCUGUUCCAGAAGAACACAGCAUAGAUGAUAUACAUCAGGUAAGCUCAAAUAAAUGCAUGUUGUCAGUUUAUUGUGAUUAUUAUUUUAAAUGUAUCAUGUUUCAUCUAAAGGAAAUAUUAGAAGAAAAAGAACAUGCUGAAGUGACCCCAGACUCUCCUGAGAGCAUGGUUGAAAAGUUGGAACAGCAAGAGCCAGAAACACCAGAACCAAGAGCAUCAACCAAAUUAGUCUCAGAUGGUUCUUCUGAGCAAAGCGAGGAAACGCAAGAAAAGCCCAGUCCGGUAUCUGUUCUUGAGUCAUUCUUUGAAGAUUUUGGCAGUCCUGACUGCAUAAACAAGAAAGAAUGUGAGUUGCAUGAAGAUCUCCAAAGGACCCUAUGUUUCCCAGAUGAUGAAUCAGAUGUUAAGGUCCUCUGGGAGGACAAGAAUGUCCGAUUAGAUUACAUAAAGUUGGUGCUAGAGCUCUCAGAAUUAUGCGCUGAACAAAAUUUAGAGGUAUGGUACCUAGAGGAUGAAUUAAUCAGCCCCUGCUUGUUUGAAGAACUAGAGAAUCAAGGUGAUCAAACCGAUGAUCUGAAGCUUCUGUUUGACUGUAUCUGUGAAGCUCUAACAGAGAUCCAAGAGAGAUAUUUUAGACUCUCUUCUUGGCUAUCUUUUCUAAGAAUUGACAUACGGACACCUCCAAUAGGAGAAAACCUCAUCACAGAAGUUGAUAAGUAUGUCCAUGGGUAUAUCCAAUAUAGUCUUCCCAGUACUCUAGACCAGAUAAUUAAGAAGGAUUUGGAAGUUCAGACAUGGAUGAACGUUAGGUCAAAGACUGAAGAGAUCAUUAUGGAAAUAUGGGAGUUUGUAUUGGAUGAGUUGAUAGAUGAGGCUGUUUUUGAUUUGUGGAUUUGAAGUUCUGAUUAGAUUGCUUGUCGAUGAUCCCUUAUCAUGAGUUCAGUGAGUAGGUAGAUACUGAAGUUUUCGUGCUGACAAUAACCCAUUCUACGUGGCAGAAUAACAUGGGCUGCUACUAGUAUUAAGUGUGUAACUGCAGCAGAAAUCUACAGAUGCAUGAAAGCAAAAGUUUCAGUUCUGCAAAUCUCGGGUUUGUGCAUUUUGUGUGGAUAGCGUUUGGCAAGGCCUGUCAGACUGCCACAGAACUCGGUUAUGCCUCUGAAAAGCUAAGUGUAUGGCAGUCUGAAAGUGCACUGCAAUUUUCCUCUUGUCCAUUGAGAGUUUGUGUGCAUAUGUGUGAGGCUUACACUUUCUGCGGGAUCAGAUCACGCAAAUCGUAUAUGUUUGUUUUGUGUGUAAAUGUGUAAGAGUAAUCAUACAUGAUUAAUCAAAUAACACAUUUUCUGUAUGCUUA